This is a messenger RNA of Merops nubicus (carmine bee-eater), 1075 nucleotides long. RefSeq names its product keratin, type II cytoskeletal 73-like. The transcript has 8 exons. Gene Ontology annotation, cellular component: keratin filament. The annotation marks the transcript as partial. Gene Ontology annotation, molecular function: structural constituent of skin epidermis. NCBI's taxonomy places the organism in Eukaryota, Metazoa, Chordata, Aves, Coraciiformes, Meropidae. The record is from RefSeq and is a predicted model, not a curated record. Gene Ontology annotation, biological process: keratinization; intermediate filament organization.
GAGCUGCAACAGUGAUGGGAUUCAUGUUGUGCAUGUCAACGAGAACUUGCUGAAACCUCUUGAUGUGAAGAUUGACCCUGAAAUCCAGCACAUCCGAAAGCAGGAGGCAGAGCAGAUGAAGAACCUCAAUAACCAGUUUGCCUCUUUGAUUGACAAGGUACAGCACCUGGAGCAGCAGAACAGGCUGUUAACCAUCAAGUGGGACCUACUCCAAAAGCAGGUCCUGCCAUCGCAGAAGAACAUCAAGCAUGUCUUCAGCAACUUCAUUUGCAGCCUGAGGAGGCAGCUGGACUCCCUGCAGUGGGAGAAGGGGCAGAUGGAGCCUGAGCUGCAGGGCGUGGAGAGGCUCGCUGAAGAGUUCAGGCGCAGAUACGAGCAGGAAGCGAACAGACGCACAACUGCCGAGAACGAGUUUGUGUUGCUGGAGAAGGAUGUGGACUGUGCCUAUCUGGCCAAGACAGAGCUGGAAGCAAAGGUGGAAAACCUAAAGAAGGAGAUAGAGUUCCUGAGAUGUAUUUCUGCUCAGGAGGUUGCUGAGCUGGAGAGAAGUCCCUGUGAUACCUCUGUCAUUGUGACAAUGGACAACAGCCGAUGCCUGGACAUGGAGGGCAUCCUCAGGAGCGUCGAGUGCUGGUACGAGGACGUAGCUCAGAAAAGCAAAGCAGAGCUGGAUGUGUUGUACAGAACCAGGUUCCAAGAGCCUGAGGAGGCCAAGGGAGGAGAUUGCAAUGAACUGAAGUCUCACCAGCAAGAGAUUGAAGAACUGAGUUCUGUGAUCCAGAGAAUGCAGCAUGACUCUGAAAAUGUGAAGAAUCAGGUGUCCUGUCUGCAAACUUCACUUCGUGAUACUGAGCAGCGUGGGGAUUGUGCCCUCAAAGAUGCCCGGGAGAAGCACGUCGAGCUGCAGAACGCCCUCCAGAAGGCCAAGGAUGAGCUGGCUUGCAUGCUGCGGGAUUACCAGGAGCUGCUGAACGUCAAGCUGGCCCUGGACAUUGAGAUUGCAACAUAUAAGUCUCUCCUGGAGGGUGAAGAGAGCAGGAUACGCCUUGGGAGCCCUGUGACAGUGUGUAAGUAG